CAAACACUUAAGAAAGACGCAUUCUCUUCCCUUCUUCAGAAUUAGUCCGGCGUCAACCGCAUUGACUUGUCUCCUCUCUAGUCUCUAGUCUCUAGUCUCUAGUCUCCUUCUUGUUGCCAGAAUCGAUCAUUUCCACCUUCCUCGUUCUUCGACCUUCGGAUCCGUAGCCAAGGUUUGAGCACCAGCCAAGAUGAAUAGUGACAAUCUCAUGGACAAAGUUACCGCCUUUGGUGAGCGCCUCAAGAUCGGUGGCUCAGAAGUGAGCAACAAGAUCACCGCCGGCGUGAGCUCCAUGAGCUUGAAAAUGAAGGAGCUUUUCCAAGGCCCAAACCCAACUGACAAAAUAGUUGAGGACGCUACUUCGGAGAAUCUAGAGGAGCCUGACUGGGAUAUGAAUCUGGAGAUAUGUGAUAUGAUCAAUCAAGAGACGAUCAACAGCGUUGAUUUGAUCCGUGGGAUUAAGAAGAGGAUCAUGAUGACGAAGCAGCCGAGGGUUCAGUACCUCGCCUUGGUUUUGCUUGAGACGUGUGUUAAGAACUGUGAGAAGGCGUUCUCUGAGGUGGCGGCUGAGAGAGUCCUUGAUGAGAUGGUUAGGGUGGUUGAUGAUCCGCAGACGGUUGUGAAUAAUCGUAACAAGGCUUUGAUGUUGAUUGAAGCUUGGGGAGAAUCGACUAGUGAGCUUCGUUACCUACCAGUUUUCGAAGAAACUUACAAGAGCUUAAAGGCGAGAGGUAUUCGUUUCCCUGGACGAGACAACGAGAGCUUGGCACCUAUCUUCACCCCUGCUCGGUCAGCUCCAGCACCAGAAGUGAUUGCUGAACCUCCUCAGCAUGCGCGUGAGCCUGAGCGUGCUCAGUACAAUGCUCCUGUGAGAAGCUUUACCGCUGAGCAGACAAAGGAAGCUUUUGAUAUAGCAAGAAACAGCAUUGAACUUCUUUCCACGGUUCUCUCCUCUUCGCCUCAACACGAUGCUCUACAAGAUGACUUAACUACGACACUUGUACAGCAGUGCCGUCAGUCUCAAACCACUGUCCAAAGAAUCAUCGAAACAGCAGGUGAAGACGAAGCCCUUCUGUUUGAAGCCUUGAAUGUGAACGACGAGCUUGUGAAGACUCUGUCCAAGUACGAGGAGAUGAACAGACCCUCUGCGCCGCUAACCGCACCCGAACCAGCCAUGAUUCCUGUUUCUGAAGAGCCUGAUGACUCUCCGCUUCAUGGAAAAGAAGAAUCUCUGGUCAGAAAAUCGUCGAGCACACGAGCUUCGAUCCAUGGAGGUGGUGGGAGUGGGGAUGACAUGAUGGAUGAUCUCGACGAGAUGAUAUUUGGCAAGAAGAGUGGCGGUCACGGUGACUCUUCCACCGAUAAGCAGCAGUCUUCGUCUAAGAAUGAUGAUCUCAUUCGAUUCUGAGAUGGUUUUAACUUUUUAGCAAAACUGUGUUUGUGGAUUUGGUGUUUAAUUGAUGAUGUGAGACAAGUUUCAUUGUAAGUAAGCUGUAAGCUGUAAGCUGUGUUUGGGGAUCUCUUUGGACGUAUUGGGUUUAUAAAGAAGAGAGUUGUUAUGAGACAAUAGAUUGAUUUCUACCAUCUUUUCAAUC
This is a messenger RNA of Brassica oleracea var. oleracea, 1595 nucleotides long. RefSeq names its product TOM1-like protein 2. The transcript is spliced from 4 exons. NCBI's taxonomy places the organism in Eukaryota, Viridiplantae, Streptophyta, Magnoliopsida, Brassicales, Brassicaceae. The record is from RefSeq and is a predicted model, not a curated record. Gene Ontology annotation, biological process: protein transport to vacuole involved in ubiquitin-dependent protein catabolic process via the multivesicular body sorting pathway. Bases 191 to 1408 code for a protein of 405 amino acids. Gene Ontology annotation, molecular function: phosphatidylinositol binding; ubiquitin binding.